Messenger RNA from Hevea brasiliensis (rubber tree), 848 nucleotides. Its product is annotated as transcription factor bHLH162-like. Bases 32 to 706 code for a protein of 224 amino acids. Gene Ontology annotation, cellular component: RNA polymerase II transcription regulator complex. The record is from RefSeq and is a predicted model, not a curated record. Gene Ontology annotation, biological process: regulation of transcription by RNA polymerase II. Lineage: Eukaryota; Viridiplantae; Streptophyta; Magnoliopsida; Malpighiales; Euphorbiaceae. The transcript is spliced from 3 exons. Gene Ontology annotation, molecular function: RNA polymerase II transcription regulatory region sequence-specific DNA binding; protein dimerization activity; DNA-binding transcription factor activity, RNA polymerase II-specific.
CUUUACCAUAUUCACACAUCUAGGUUUUCUUAUGGGAGACGUGCUACUGAACUCAAGAGGGACAAUAAUGGAGAUGAGUCACUCUUCUUCAAGAACUGUUAUGCUUCAUUCUACUUCUUCAAGAAAGACAGAAAGAAAGGUCAUAGAGAAAAAUAGAAGAACUCAAAUGAAGACCCUCUUCUCCAACCUUAAUUCUCUCCUCCCUAAACAAACGUCCAAGGAAGCAUUGUCACUUCCUGAUCAGAUAGAUGAAGCUAUAAACUACAUAAAAAGUCUGGAGGCAAAGUUGAAGAAAUCCAAGGAAAAGAAAGAAAGCUUAUCAGGCAGAAAAAGACCGUUUUCUAAUUGCACCAGUUCUUUUGAAUCUACAUCAACCUCAAGAGCACCUCAAUUACAAAUCCGAGAAAUGGGCUCUUCUCUACAGAUAGUUUUGAUAAGUGGGCUAGAUAAUCAGUUCAUUUUCUAUGAUAUCAUUCGCAUUCUUCAAGAUGAAGGUGUAGAGAUUGCUAGUGCUAGUUUUUCAGUUUCUGGCAAUUCAAUUUUCCAUGUAGUUCAUGCACAGAUGAGAGAAUCUGAUUUCAGUUUUGGAGCUGCAAAAGUAAGUGAGAGACUGAGCAGAUUUAUCAAUGGAUCAACAAGUGAAAUAGAAUCAGAACCAGAGCUAUGGAACUUUAAUGAUCUUCAUCCUGAGACAUGGGCAUUUUAAAAGAUUUCCAUUGUAGUUUUGAAUCUGGAUGGUACUUGAAAUACGUUACAUUUUAUAGAUAGAUAUGUAUGAUAACAGCAAAGAAGCCUUCUUGUUCUUUUAAUAAUAUGGGCAACUAUAGGAUGCCAACUUUCCUAUCAAA